Messenger RNA from Durio zibethinus, 1495 nucleotides. The record is from RefSeq and is a predicted model, not a curated record. Lineage: Eukaryota; Viridiplantae; Streptophyta; Magnoliopsida; Malvales; Malvaceae.
CCUCUUUUGACAUCCUAAAAGGCCAAAAGCCAGAAACAACUCUUCCUUGACAAAACUCCACCACCAAACUUUGAUUGCUGUUCUUACCAUUCAAGUUCUCACAAUUUAACACUUUUCUCUUUAAUUUAUUAACACGUUUGAUCAUUGAUGUGUAGUUUUCCAAGGGUCCGAUAGUGCAUUAAGUUUUAUUUUGAUUCGCUGGAAAAGCCCAGACUGCUAAUAAAUUGGGUCAAAUGUGGUAGCUUGAUUUUUUUCUGCACUUAAACAAAUUGUUUUACUUGUAAGUUGAAGUAGGUCUGUUUUUUCCUAACUUUAACGUCACAUCUAUUAUUUAUUCCACCCUAUCUGUAAGCAUUUUCUUUCAAUAUAUAAAAUAGACGGCUUCUUUCUCUUCUAACAAUCAAAACAAAAACUUUUCUCUGCUCUUUCUCUUGGCUAUUAUUACCCUUUUUUGCUUCUCUUGAUAGCAAUCAGCUUGAUGGCUGCCAAGGUUUUUGUGUAUCUCUUCCUCUUCGUUGCUCUCUUUGGCCUGGUUGCAUCUGACCCUGAUCUUCUCCAGGAUCUCUGCGUAGCCGACAAAACUACAGGAAUAAAUGUGAAUGGAUUUCCUUGCAAGGAUGGGGCAAACGUUACAGAAGCUGAUUUUUUCUUUAGCGGUCUAGCAAAUCCAGCAGUCAUCAACAAUUCGGUGGGAUCGGUGGUAACAGCGGCCAAUGUUGAAAAAAUUCCAGGGCUUAACACCCUUGGAGUGUCACUUUCCCGCAUUGACUACGAACCCGGUGGCCUUAACCCACCCCACACUCACCCACGUGCCACCGAAAUCAUCUUUGUUCUUGAUGGCGAUUUGGAUGUAGGAUUCAUAACUACAGCAAACAAGUUGAUCUCCAAAUCCAUCAAAAAAGGCGACAUUUUUGUCUUCCCCAAGGGUCUGGUUCAUUUCCAGAAGAACAAUGGUGACAAAUCAGCUUCCGUGAUUUCAGCAUUCAACAGCCAAUUACCUGGAACUCAAUCUAUGGCCGUAACAUUGUUUGCUUCAACACCCGCAGUGCCAGACAAUGUCUUGACCAAGGCCUUCCAAAUUGGCACCAAGGAAGUCGAAAAAAUCAAAAACAGGCUUGCCCCAAAGAAAAGCUAAAAGAUGCCUUUGAGUUGGAGGAUGAGGUAAAAGCAUCAAAUCCUGCUUCUCCAACCUUAAUUGAGAUUACUACUCUGUAUUAAUUCUAUAUUCCUUUUUCAGACAUUGAAGAAAAGUGGGUUGAAGUUGAACCUAGCACUUUAUUAUAUGUAAUAAUAAUUGGAGUUGGUUGUAGCUCUAGCUGGAUAUUUGUAAUUAAAAAUAUCGUAUUUCUUUGGAAUUGAAUAAUGUAAUUUACCAGCAAAAGAUUGUUCAUUUGUAGCAAUGUUCCCAUGUUAUCAUUUUAAAUGUAUUUUCUGUGCAUUAUUGUCAAUUUGCCUGUUUGGUUAUGCUUUCAAUCAAAAACAAAAGAUGUUAAUG